Molecule: messenger RNA, 1474 nt
Organism: Prionailurus viverrinus (fishing cat)
Lineage: Eukaryota; Metazoa; Chordata; Mammalia; Carnivora; Felidae
Gene: GMPR
Product: guanosine monophosphate reductase
Exons: 9
Coding region: 103-1128 (341 amino acids)
Biological process (GO): nucleotide metabolic process
Cellular component (GO): GMP reductase complex
Molecular function (GO): GMP reductase activity
Source: RefSeq, a predicted model, not a curated record
CCGAGCUGCAGGAAGGAGCUGCCAGCUCUAGCCGGGCUUGCCUCAGCGCGCGGAUCUGCACCAUGCCCCGCAUAGAUGCAGAUCUGAAGCUGGACUUUAAGGAUGUCCUGCUCCGACCCAAGCGAAGCAGCCUCAGGAGCCGAGCCGAGGUGGGCCCCUUCGAGAGCCGCAGUGAGGGUGGAUCUUGAGCGUACCUUCACGUUUCGGAACUCGAAGCAGACCUACUCGGGGAUCCCCAUCAUUGUGGCCAACAUGGACACCGUGGGGACAUUCGAGAUGGCAGCAGUGAUGUCACAGCACUCCAUGUUUACGGCAAUUCAUAAGCACUACGCCCUGGAUGAAUGGAAGUUCUUUGCUGCUAAUCACCCAGAAUGUCUGCCGCACGUAGCCGUGAGUUCGGGCAGCGGGAAGAGCGAUCUGGAAAAGAUGAGCAGCAUCUUGGAAGCCGUGCCGCAGGUCAAGUUUAUCUGCCUGGACGUGGCCAAUGGGUACUCAGAACAUUUUGUGGAAUUCGUGAAGCUGGUGCGUGCCAGAUUUCCAGAACACACUAUCAUGGCCGGGAACGUGGUGACAGGGGAGAUGGUGGAAGAGCUUAUUCUUUCUGGAGCAGACAUAAUCAAAGUGGGCGUCGGACCAGGCUCUGUGUGUACCACCCGCACCAAGACCGGGGUGGGCUACCCCCAACUGAGUGCCGUGAUCGAGUGUGCGGACUCCGCCCACGGCCUGAAGGGGCACAUCAUCUCCGACGGAGGCUGCACUUGUCCAGGAGAUGUCGCCAAAGCCUUUGGGGCCGGAGCCGAUUUUGUCAUGCUGGGAGGGAUGUUUUCGGGCCACACUGAGUGUGCCGGAGAGGUGAUUGAGAAGAACGGGCAGAAACUCAAGCUCUUCUACGGGAUGAGCUCCGAAACCGCGAUGAAGAAACACGCAGGAGGGGUCGCCGAAUACAGAGCUUCCGAGGGCAAGACCGUGGAAGUGCCUUACAAAGGGGACGUAGAAAACACUAUUCUGGAUAUUCUUGGGGGACUGAGGUCCACGUGCACUUACGUGGGGGCCGCCAAACUCAAGGAGCUCAGCAGGAGGGCGACGUUCAUCCGGGUGACGCAACAGCACAACACGGUGUUCAGCUAACCUUGAGGAUGCGGUGACUUCUGGCUCACGGGAGCUUCCACGCACACCUGCUCUCCCACCUCCUCCUGUGACAUCAGAGAUUCUGGCUGCUCCUGAAUGUUGGGCUCCUGCCUCCUGCUCCCCCACCUGCCGUCCGGAGGCUUUGGGGCUCCCCUAGUGCCUUCCGGGGCCCCGGAAGCAGGGCGCUGACCGGGUCUGUGGUCAGAGCCCAGCUGCCUGGAACUCAUAACCUCAUUGUUCAGCUCCCCUUUUCCUUCCUUCCUUCCUUCCUUCCAUCCUUCCUUCCUUCCUUCCUUCCUUUUUUAAAGAAAAAUGGUUUCACUUUAAUAUAAUGCAAUUAUCUUAA